This is a messenger RNA of Linum tenue, 1482 nucleotides long. Lineage: Eukaryota; Viridiplantae; Streptophyta; Magnoliopsida; Malpighiales; Linaceae. The record is from the annotation of a GenBank genome assembly.
AUGCUCUCGUCGAAUCCCUCGGUUCUGUCUUCUCCGGCGACGAUGGUGGCUCCCCAAGGGAGACCGCCAGACCCUCUGACCCCAAAGGAAACUAAUUUGAACGAAGGAGAAAAGCUGGAGACCUUGCCUGAUUCGCCAAUGCAGAUGGAAGUCGAGGGCGCUACAGUGCAGGCAAAGACAAUAGGGGCCCCCGUUGUCACAACGCCGGUCUCCGACGUAGCCAAACAAUCAGGAAUGGAAAUCACGGAUCCGAAUCGAGUAACCGAUGGCACAACAGUGCAAACCCUAACUUCUUAUGCGUCCGCGGUGGCAGGGAACGCUAGUGCGCAGCAACCCCCGAAGCAGCGGUGGAUCCCGGUGGGCGAACAUGACCUGGUGCCAGGGACCUUCAAUGGCGAGCCGGAACUCAGAGUCUCUGACUCGCUCAGGAACAAACUCAGUGCUCCCUGGAAGCGGACUCUGGUUGUUAGACUGCUGGGGCGCUCGAUCGGAUACUCGACUCUGUGCAAUAGGCUGAAGGCCCUCUGGCGACCAUCUACCGCUAUGGAAAUUUUUGCGCUGGAUGACGACUGCUUUCUGGUGAAGCUUGGGAAUGAUAAUGAUUAUUUCAGUGCUCUGUCGGGCGGUCCGUGGGUGAUUUUUGACCACUACUUGGUCGUCCAGCAAUGGACUCCUUCCUUCAGGGUGACGGAUAAACUUCCUAACACCAUGGUUCUGUGGGUUCACUUCCCGGGGCUCCCUGUGCAUUUCUAUCAUCAGGAACUCCUAUUCGCGCUUGGCAAUAUGAUUGGAAGGGCCAUAAAACUCGACUAUCACACCCAGCACCAGCAGCGCGCAAAAUUUGCCAGAAUGGCUGUGGAAGUUGACCUUUCCAAGCCCCUGGUUCCAAGGAUUAGACUGGACGGCCGGUGGCAGAAGGUGGAGUUCGAGAACAUUCCCGUUGUGUGCUUUGAGUGUGGCAAAGUCGGUCAUACCAAUGUCACAUGCCCCUUAGUUUGUCAGGGGCGACCAGGUGCCGAGACUCAAUGUAAUUUGCAGUCGCCGGGGGUUGACGCCGGCGAGGGGGACUCCGGGGACAUGGCCGGGUUCGGGCCGUGGAUGUUAGUCUCACGGAAAUCUCGGCUCAAUCAUAGGGAGGUGGUGGGACAAGGAAAGUCGGAUCAGCAUCAACAAGCCACCAACGGCCACAAGAUCAGGAAUUCAGGGAAAGGAGAAGCUGGUGAUAAGGAAGGUAUGGCGAUUCUCCCGAAAUUGCAGAAUGGUAAAUCAGGGAAAGUGGCGGGGAGCUUACCUGGGAAGAAGGAGGAGGCGAAAAAAGGAAAGGCUCCAGUGAUGGGUAGUACUGAGACAGCAGAGAAAGGGCUCUUAGGCCCAAGACCCAGUCCAUUGAACGCAGCUCCUCGGCCCACUAAGCCCAGGAACGAUCAUGAGGCCUCAACUUCGAUGGCGGUAAUACAAAGCCCAGGGAAAGCAAGGAGAUGA